GGCUAUCGAAUUCUGCUGAAUUCGCACAAAUUUGCGCGGGUACGGUACCGCCGACCAGCCGGGAAUACUUGACUGGUACGGUGCUAACGUGACGUUCGUACGAUGAGGACAUCUUGAAUCGGCGUCGAUCUACUAGAUUUUAUGACAUUUUUGUAUUUUUGCAACCAUAAAUUUGUGUUCUAAAUAGUGAUAGAAUAAGUACGAUAUAGUAGAGUCAUGGAUCGGCAGCGUCGAAAAAGAAAGAAUUACCUCGAACCACAGAGCGAUGCACAACUACCCGCCGCGACGCGAUGGAGGAUGAACAGGAGACGAGCGCGAUUAGCCCCCGCUGCCCUGGCAGCGGCUGACGAAGUGAACGCUCCCCCCGAUGAUGAUAGCACUGAUGAUAUGGAGUUUGAAGGAAAUCAUCCACAUGCCUUUGUACCUCGUCCAUUGCAAUAUGAUGUUAGAUUUGAUAGUGAUCAAAAUGCAGCCGAUGAUGAGUCAGAAAUGGCAACCGGAGAAGAUGAUGAGGUCGAGGCCCGGCCCAACAAUUGUGAUAUUUCAACUGCAGGUGGUGUCAUGUUAACUAGUUCAGCUGCUGCAAUAGAUCGAAGGGCAAGGCAAGCCAGACUAACUACAUGUAGACUGACACCUAACUCGGUCUCAGACUCAGAGUUGAUUGGAAGUGAAACUUUUGAAGAAAGUGAUGCAAGUGAUGAUGUACCAGUAUCUGCAAAUGACAACAGCAGCUUAGUUUCAAUUGCAUCAGGUGCAUCAUGCGAUGACAUAUCUGCAAAUAGCUCCAGCCUUGGUUCAAUAGCAUCAGAUAUCAAUGAUGAUCCACAUGGCGAUGAACCAGAUGAUCCACAGGGUGAUGAUCCAGAUGACCCAGAAGGCGAUGAUCCAGAUGAUCCACAUGGCGAUGAACCAGAUGAUCCACAUGGCGAUGAACCAGAUGACCCACAGGGCGAUGACCCAGAAGGCGAUGAUCCACAUGGCGAUGAACCAGAUGAUCCACAGGGCAAUGAUCAAGAUGAUCCACAGCGCCAAGAUCCAGAUGAAGAAGAUGACCAAGAUAUAUUUGAUGAAGGUUUGAACUCUCCACUGUUUCAUGGGUCAGGUACUUCAAAGGCCGAAGCCCUGCUGAUAAUUUUGUCAUUUGCGAUGAAGAAUUGUUUGUCAGCUACUGCUUUACGUAAUUUACUUGAGCUCUUGAAUACAAUAAUUGGAUCAUGUAUUUUCAAACCAACAAAGUCUAUCCUUCAACAACUCUUUUGUAAUAAUGCUAUUCAGCUUAGCUUUCAUUUUUAUUGUUUAAUUUGUUCCAGUUAUGUUCGCUCUUUUGCCAGUGUCUCUGAUGAAAACGUUGCAUGUCCCAAUUGUGAUCAACAAUGCAUAGUAUCUGACCUCAGUCAAGGUAAUUUUUUUGUUACAGCAAACUUGUCUUCACAAAUCAAGCAACUUUUUGAAAGGAAAGACAUAUCACCACAUUUAUUUUAUCGUGACCGCCGCACAAAGCAAACAGAGGGUAAUAUUGAGGACAUAUUUGAUGGUACAAUGUAUAAGAAGAUGAUGGAAGAAGGUGAACCACUAAGUAAUAGAAACAACUUUUCAUAUACGUUUAAUAGUGAUGGCUUACCAGCAUUUAAAUCAUCAAAGUAUUCAAUUUGGCCAAUCUACAUAAUGGUAAAUGAGCUGCCCCCUAAACUUAGAUUUAAUAAUUUGAUUCUCGCUGGGGUGUGGGUUGGAAAGGUAGACCCAAAGAUGGAAGUUUUUCUGAAGCAGUUCACAUUAGAGGCAAACAAACUAGCUGACGAAGGAGUUUUCUGGAAACUUGGAGACAAUGUUAUACAUAGCAAACUUUUUGGGUUAUGUUGUUGUGCAGAUGCACCAGCUAGAGCCGCUAUGCAGAAUAGAAUCAAGUUUAAUGGAUACAGUGGAUGUGGUUUGUGCUACCAUCCUGGGAAAACAGUUGAUAGGGUUGUAAAGUAUCCAUUCGAUGUUUGCGAUUAUAGUGACCGCACUGAUAAUGAAAUGCUAGAAGACAUGGUUCAGGCAGGAACAGAGGGUAGGACUGUUAGAGGCGUUAAAGGGCCUAGUGCCCUUAUAAAUCUGUCCCAUUUUCCCAUAUGCUGGGGCUUUGCACCCGACUUCAUGCAUUGUUUGCUGCUUGGUGUUGCGAGACAAUUGGUAGAACUGUGGUUGUCUUCGCCAGCAGUUAGUGAAUGGUAUAUUGGAACUCCUCGGGUUAUUGCAUUGCUUGACAAAAGACUGAAAUCAUUGAGGCCACCUAGCAUCAUUGUGAGAGCCCCUAGGCGUAUUUCAGAGAGGAAGUUUUGGAAGGCAUCAGAAUGGUAUGCUUGGUUAUUGUUUUAUUCUGUUCCUUGUCUGAAAGGUGUACUUCCUCUCCAAUAUUGGCAACACCUUGUAGUUCUUGUUGAGGCCUCUUUCAUUUUGUUGCAGAAGUCCAUAUCGAUUGAUGACAUCAAUAAAUGUGACAUUCUUCUAUUUUCAUUUGUAUGUAGAUGCCAAUUAUUGUAUGGUGCAGCUGCCAUGACUUUUAAUGUUCAUUCUUUGACACAUUUGGCUAAAGGUGUCUAUCAUUGGGGGCCAUUAUGGACACACUCUUGCUUCCCAUUUGAAGCAGCCAAUUGGCGCGUCAAACGUCAACUGCAUGGAACUCGAGGUGUGCUCAUGCAAGUCAUUACUAAAUUUCUCACAAUCCAUACUUUGCCAUUUUUUAUUGAUAGUCACAAUAUUUCUCACCGUGUUAAAACAUUUGCAGGAAAUAUGCUGAAUAUUCAAAUUCGAGGAACUGGGGAGGAACCCAAUGUUCAAGCGUUAGGCUGUGGCAGAUCUAAGUUUUGUACUGAAGAAGAGAGAAUGGCUCUAUCAGCUGCAGGCUACAUAAUUGAGGAAAAUGAGCCAAUUAUAUCCUUCAAAAGAAUAAAGAAAGAUGGUGUCCUUUUCUACACAGCUUCAUACAGGGCGCAGACAAUGACUCGAGACAAUAGAUUUAUUUUAGUUUCAAAUGAUAGAGUUUGUGAGCUCCAAGAUAUUUUAUAUUUGAAUGACCAGUAUGUGUUCCUUGUAAAUUUAUUAGUUCUGGAAGAAGACGCAUCUUUAAAAGAUGAUACCACAGACACUAAGUUGUCACAUGUCUUGCUUUGCACAGGUCAGUCCGAGUUACCAAUGGCUAUUUCUGCUGCAGAGGCAUUCGGGAAUUGUCUCUCAAUGAAGUUUGAUGAUGUGCACUAUAUUGCUGUUUUUCCUAAUCAUGUAUCGAUCAAUUGACCUGACUUAUGUCUUUAAAGGUCAAGUCCACCCCAGAAAAAAGUUGAUUUGAAUAAAUAGAGAAAAAUCAAACAAGAAUAAUGCUGAAAACUUCAUCAAAUUCGGAUGGAAAAUAAGAAAGUUAUGACAUUUUAAAGAAUCGCUUAUUUUUCACAAAACAGUUCUAUGCUCAACUCAGUGAUAUGCAAAUGAGAGAGUCGAUGAUGACACUCAUUAUUUAUUUUGUUUUUUAUUGUUUGAAUUAUACAUUAUUUCAUUUUUUACGGAUUUGACAAUUAUGACCAUCUUGUUUGAACCACAAACUUUUGAAACAAUCGAAUUCCACAUGAUCAGGGAGGAAUAAAACCUUUUCUGCAUGACAAUUAGGAGAAAAUUCAAAUAAAAUACAAAAGAAAUAGUGAGUGAGUGAUGUCAUCAGUCUCCUCAUUUGCAUACCGACCAGGAUGUGCAUAUAACUGUUUUGCGAAAAAUAAGCGAAAAUUUAAAAUGCCAUAACUUUCUUAUUUUACAUUAGAUUUUAUGAAAUUUUCGAUGUUACGCUCGUUGGAUUUUUCUCUUUUUAUUCAAAUCAACUUUCAGUUGAAGUGGGCUCUUCCUUUAAGGCAGUUUGGAACUGAAUAUUGGUGAUGGAAAAAAGCAGAAGUUACAGGUUUUACCAAAUUUUCCCUAAAAAUAUGGUUACCAUGGCAAUCAAUGUCUCUACCCACUCCAAAAUCAUUAGGCGGCUUUGCUUUACCAUAUUGGUCCUUCAUGCCACAUUUGAAGAUGAUCGGAGAAGAAAUGUAGCUGGAAGAGCGCUCACAAGGAUAUCUCUGCUAUUUCCACAAAAUAUCUUGCUACCAUGGCAACGAUGUCUCCGCCCACACCAAAAUCGAUAGGCUUCUUUACUUACCAUAAUGGACCUUCAUGCCACAUUUGAAGAUGAUCGGAGAAGAAAUGCAUCUGGUAGAGCGCUCACACAAAAAUCUCUGCGGCGGAUGCGGCAACGGCGGCGGCGCGUCGAGGCCAAAUCCAUAGUAAUCCAUUGUAUCCCCGAACAGAGUUCAGAAGAUACAAUUAAUCUUCUUUCUCACUUUAUGAGAUGAAAUUAGACUAUAGACAGCCUUAAGUUGAACCCGAACCUAUGCCUGAACCAUAAUAGCUUGAUUUUUCAAUGGAAAUGUAAUAUUAAGUUUAUUUACAUCAUAGUAGAAACUUGCUUCUUUGGUGAAUAUUUUCUGUCUCCUGUUAUAAUAAACAUUGAUGACAAAAACAUUCAGUCCCAAAAUGUUACAUUAUACAUGGGAUUUUGGUGUAAAACCGCAUACAACCAGCAUGGAUAUAAUGAGACUUCUCUCCCGUAUUUUCAGUGACCCCACAACAACAAAAUUUAAUUUGUCAUGAGCAUGAAUUAGGUGAUCUGCCCUGAUUUUAAUGAUCAUUGUCACUAUCACCAUGUCCAUGUGGAUCAAUAUGGAUAAAAAAUGGAGGUGACCUACAUCACCUACCGAAAUCUCAGCUACAACAUAUUCACAGCUCCGCAUAAAAAUGGACAAGAAAUAGUGGAGAUAUUGCUCGCGAAAUAGAGGAGUGUAGAAUCCAAUUUUGGGAAAAAGUAAUCUCCCAGAGAUUACACGCAUUAUGAGCAAAAAUGCAUGCCUCUAUAAAUUGUUACUUUCCACUGUAUCCAGCUUUGUGCUAUAUUUGAUAUUUAUUAUAAGUUGGUAGAUCAGUGUCCAUUUCUCUUUACUCUGCCUGUAGUGGAUAAAUGGGACCAUUCCACUUUGAUAUUAUCAUGCAUUUGAGGACUCCUUUGGCUCUUUUUCCCCUAUUGUGUUUUGUAACUCUGGGGUCUGUUAGGCAUUAUGGCCUUGUGAUUGGUAUCGUUUGCACUUAUUCCACAGAUAAGAUAAUUUACUUGUGAACUAUGUAAUGUUAUAAUUGUUGCAGGGACCAUUCCUAUUAUUCUCAAACUGCAAAAAAAAAGUUUAAUUGCAACAGCUUAUCUCCAUGGAUAGGAAUGCCACUCUGAUUAAAAAAAUCUUGUAUUCUUGGCAGAAUAACAUCAUACAUGUACAUAAAAUCACAUAAGUUUAUAAAUCAUGCAAUAUUAUUUUCACGAAAUCUCUGAACGAUUGGUAAUGUGAGUUAUACAUGUACACUGUGGCUUAUCUAAGCUUUGUUUGUAAUUUGUAAUAUCUUAAUGAGUAAAAUUAUUUUGUGGAUUUUCAAUGUUUUUACCAGCACAUAUUUAUGUUAUAUUUUUUUAUAUGGUUCACCUUCUACCAUCAUCUUCUUUUGAGGUUUUGAUUUAAAUAUCUCGCAAAAUAUUUGUAAUUACUAGUUUGACAUUUAUUAGUAAUUUACCAGCAAUCUUCGUUAAUUCAGCUCUGUAAUCAAUUUAUUCAUCUCUCUUAUGAUAAUCUCUUCAAUGUGAGGGUGUAUUUUGUUUAACAAAUCUACAUGUAUGUAGAAAACAAGAAGAUUAUGAAUAUUUAAUUUUGUGUGUGCCGUCACAUCCUCUCGUUCAUGUUUGCCAUCCUUUAUACCUUUGGAUAAUUAUUUUAUAGAUCACUGGUCCUUAAUUAAUGUGCAUUAGCAGGGUAUGAGAUAUGUCACAGUAAAAAUACGACAGUCAAUGGGAUAAUUACUUUCUACUGACUUUUAUUAUCUGGAAAUUGUACUAUACAUGUAAACUCAAUAUCUGUAUGUAAUGUUUCUUUAUUACCAUACUCUGUUAAUUUGUGUAUUAACAGAGACAUGCCCUUUUUUAUGCUUAUUAACAAAUGUCGCAGUAGAACUGCCAUGGUUAUCCUUUUUUUGUCACAGAAAUGAAAGAAGCAAUUUUUUGACAGUUAAAAAGAAAUACAUUAACACGGGAAAUAUCUAUCUGGCGGAGGCCAGACUCUUGCCUCAUGGAAUAUGGAACCAGAACAUACAUGUAAAUUGUAUGAUUUAUUUUAUAUAUUUGUUUGUUUAAAAACAGGGAAGCCGAUUCAACGAUGUGUUGGUCUCCCAUGGUGCCUUAUGACAAUGUACAUGGCAUAACAUUGCAAUUAUAACAUUCAUUUACAUAGCAACUUCACAAGAGAGGCAUAAAUAUUUGUAAGUACAUGUGAAAGAAUCUUAAAGCUAAAGUGGCAAGGAAAGAACAUACAAUUAGCAGAAAAGUACAAUGAUUUAAAAAGCAGAUGACGUGAAAUUAUUAAGGCAUGUAUUGUUCGAAUUUACAUUUAGCUAAAAUCUUUAAAUUUAGAAAGUAAGCUGGAGUUGGAGUUUCUGUUGGUCAUAAAGGUUGGAUAUUUCAAUUUACUUGUGCUUGAAUUUCUUGAAUCUAUUUGUCCCACUUUCUUCUUUUGGGACCCUGCCUAUAUCUUGGAUGUUCCCCUUACUAUUCCAGGGGAUUUAAAAAAAGGUUUGUCAACCUCACAAUGCCUAAUUGUCCUCAGGACCCAAUUCUGUUUACCUGGCCAACCAAAAGCAAAGACAUAAAACGAGAAGAAAUUGAUAUCAUUUGGACUGAGAAAAUAGCUUGUUUUUUUUAUUUUUUAUAUUGAGUUUCCAUUGUACUCAACUUAGACCUUGGCAUGUGAAAGAAAGCUGCAUUCCUCUCUGAAAAUGUGGAAUUACCAUUGUUUUUAAAUUUUGUGGUUCAGUCAAGUGGGUUUUCAUUGUCAAUUCUAAGAAUUGAAAUAUUGCAUGAUUCAAACAGUAAAAAAACAAAAAAAAAUAGGAAGUGAGGGACAUCAACCACUCUCUCAUUUGCAUAUCACUGAGUUGUGCAUAUGUUUUGUGAAAAAAAAAAAAUUAAAGGAAAACUCUAAAAUGUCAUAACUUUCUUAUUUUACAUCCAAUUUGAUGGAAUUUUUCAGAAUUAUGCUUGUUUGAUUUUCUCUAUUGAUUCAAAUCAACCUUUUUCUGGGGUGGACUUGACCUUUAAACUUCCGUAAACCCAGGGGGUGAUUAACUAUAACAAAGAUCAAUAUCGUCCAUAAAAAGUGAAUUCAGAGAUUGAUAAUUUAAAUAUCCAUUCAAGCAUUUUUUUUGUAGUGGGAUAGACAGGUAGUAUUCCUUUCAAUUAUCUGAUAGAUUAAUGUAUGCAGAGAUGUGAGAGUUCAGCCUUUAGGGGGUUUGAUUUUCAGCAGCUUUCCUCUGAACAAACAUUCAAGCUCUUUCAAUUUCAUUUUUUUAUCAGGAUAUUUUUGCCAGUCACACUCCUGCGUAUGACCUUGUACCUCGUAACAAAAUUUUGUAUGUGAAAUUUACCAAAUAUAUAUACAUAUAUGUAUUUUAUCACAACUUGUGUAAUGUCAAACUAUUGAAUAUAUAUUUAUUUUGAGACUUGCGUUAUUUACACACACUUUGAGAGACGGAAAAAGGUGAAAUGUUGUAUUUGUCAUUCGAAUAGUAUGAAAUGAAUAAAAUUUAUUCAAACU
Lytechinus pictus (painted urchin) is the source of this 7691-nucleotide messenger RNA. RefSeq lists its product as uncharacterized. The record is from RefSeq and is a predicted model, not a curated record. Bases 217 to 3276 code for a protein of 1019 amino acids. The transcript has 4 exons. Lineage: Eukaryota; Metazoa; Echinodermata; Echinoidea; Temnopleuroida; Toxopneustidae.